Messenger RNA from Dermatophagoides farinae (American house dust mite), 1148 nucleotides. RefSeq names its product corticotropin-releasing factor-binding protein-like. NCBI's taxonomy places the organism in Eukaryota, Metazoa, Arthropoda, Arachnida, Sarcoptiformes, Pyroglyphidae. Gene Ontology annotation, molecular function: corticotropin-releasing hormone binding. Gene Ontology annotation, biological process: hormone-mediated signaling pathway; negative regulation of corticotropin secretion; negative regulation of corticotropin-releasing hormone receptor activity. The record is from RefSeq and is a predicted model, not a curated record.
UUCAAGUAAUGAACGAAUCGAUUAAAAUUCGAUUUAUAUCGUUAUCAACAUCGAUACUAUCAAUAUUAUUAAUAUUAUGUGAUUAUGAAAAUCAAAUAUUAGCAACUGAUAUCGUUUUUAAAGAUAAAAUUAAUCUACCGAAACCUAAUUGGCCAACUCAACGAUUGAAAUCAGAAUCGGUAAUUUACAUCACAAAACCCGGUCGUUAUGCAUUGUAUAUUGAUGAUGAAAAAUUAUUAAAAACCAAAGGACGAAUACUUUUCGCUACAUCAAGAUUGAAUGCAUCGAUUGGUAUCUUUUUGAAUGAACGUAAUUCGUCCUGUAUUACUAGUGAAAAUUAUUUUAUAAAUUAUUAUGAUGGCUGGAAAUUUCCAAAUGGUCGUCGAUUUCCAUCACCUGGUCAACAUGCUGUACCAUUUAAAAAACGAAUUUGUGAAAGUAAUCAAACAUAUGAAAUGGAACUGAAUCGUAUAUUUAUCAGUUCACAAAAUUUCGCCAUGAUUACAUAUCGUAUACCGGUAAUUAAUACCGGUUUUACAUUCACAUUUAUGCAUAGAGAUAUUAGUCUACCAUGUAAUGUCAUGUUUUAUGAAGAGAAUUAUAAUAAAUAUGGCGCUGGUGGAAGAGAACCAUUCGUACGUGAUACAUAUGCGUUGAGGAAUUUUCAUCGGGAAAUUAAUUGUUCCGCUUAUAUAUUUCAACAACGUAAACAUAAAUUUGCACCAUUCUUACGAAUAGGUGGUAUGGAAAUUGGUAAAACAGAUUACAGCUUCAGUGCUCCUACUCCUAAAAGAAAUAAUGAAUCGUGUAAAGAAUUGGGCUUAAAAGAUUAUGCUGAAAUUGGUGGCGAUUCUAGUGUUGAAAUUGGAACAAAAGAAUUUGAAGUUGGUUUCGAUGUAUGUGAUCAUCAUAGUGCACCUACAAAUGUUAUGUGGCCUGAAUCACCGGAUUAUAGAGCAUUUGAUUUUCUAAUCAAUUGUCGUAUUAUAACCAUACGUCUAGUAUCAAGUGGAAGAUUUGCAAAUAUUAUAAAAUUUAAAUAUCUACCACCACGUAUGCAAUAUGUUUGUGAUUGGCAAUAUAAAUUCGAUACAAGUUUAUUUCGAUUGAUCACGGUUAAAUCAAUAUUUACAAAUUUAUAUUGUUGA